Messenger RNA from Colletotrichum higginsianum IMI 349063, 1164 nucleotides. RefSeq names its product Cellulose-binding family II protein. The transcript is spliced from 2 exons. Gene Ontology annotation, cellular component: extracellular region. The record is from RefSeq and is a predicted model, not a curated record. NCBI's taxonomy places the organism in Eukaryota, Fungi, Ascomycota, Sordariomycetes, Glomerellales, Glomerellaceae. The coding region runs from base 1 to 1164 and encodes 387 amino acids. Gene Ontology annotation, biological process: carbohydrate metabolic process. Gene Ontology annotation, molecular function: cellulose binding.
AUGCGUUUCUCUGCUACUUCAGCUGCCCUUGUGGCUUUGGCAGCCUCAUCUCAGGCCAUGAACAUUUCGGCUUCUUCUGACCUCGACGGAUCCGUGUGGCAGGCCCUCGCCCCCGUUGAGGCCCGGACAUUCGAGGACAUGCCCCGAAACCGUCCCAUCAAGAGACAAUCGGGUUGGAGCCCGCCUUCCAACAUCGUCACGCCUCUGAAGCAGGUUUGGGACCAUUGCAAGAGCACCUAUACCAACGGUCUGUUUGGCUUCAAGAACUUUGGCUGGGACCAGGUUGUUGCCACCAAGGGCACCAUCAAUGUCUGCGUUCGCUGGGAGUCUAGCGCUUCUGUCACAGAGGCUCAGCGCACUCAAGUUGCCAAGGCCUUGAACACGGCUCACCAGAGCUGGUACAAGUGGCUGUACGGCUACGACAACUUCCCCUACUCCAACAUCAAGGUCAACGUGGUUGGUUGGGCUGUCCGCGACAAGAACCUUCUCCAGGGCUCGACUUCCGGUAUCGACGUCUACACCGACAAGGAUGGUGAGGGUAUUCCCCAGUGCGCCGAAUCUUGUGGUCGCUUCUUCAACCAGAAUGGCGACUACAGCAAGUGUGCUGGUGGUGCCGCCCGCCACUACGACCAGUCUCUCUGGCUCACCGACGGCAUGGGCGGUGGUGCCGGCGGUGACUGGGGCCAGCGCAUCGGCCGUGAGUACUUCAUGGGUGCUCUGGACUCUGCGAACAUCCACAUCCUCCAGCACGAGAUUGGCCACACCUACGGCCUUGAUGACUACUGGACUCCCACCGGUGUCUCUAGCUUUAUCAUGCUUGCUGGCUCCGCCGCUCAGAUCACCGACUUUGACGGCUGGAUGCUGCGCAACUGGUGGUAUGAGCUCUCCCGCAAUCGUGGUUGGCAAUCGAGCAGCGCCGGUUCCGCCUCUGGCUCUGCGACUCCUGCUACGUCCGCGUCCAUCAAGCCUACGGUCAAGGCUGUCACCUCUGCUGCCGCUCCCAAAACUGCCGCUGCCGCCCCAACCAAGGCGGCCAGCUCCGGUGCGACUGUCGGCGCAUGGGCUCAGUGCGGUGGCGGAGGCUACACCGGCCCUACCGUCUGUGUAUCUGGCUUCAAGUGCGUCAAGACCAACGAGUGGUACUCUCAGUGUCUUACAGCAUGA